AUGAAGGAUCAGUCAGAUACCCAGCAACAUCCUCGGACCGAUGCUGAUCUCAUGGCAGCCAAUGCCGCAUUACUCGCAGAAAACCAGCGUAUGGCUGAACUAUUGGCUACAAUGCAGAACAGGGGCGAACGAAAGCACGUCAAUAAAGUAACAAACGCCGAACAAAACGAAGAACAUCAGUCGGAAUCUAAUGCAAAAACAGAGGAAAUGCCCCCAAAAACAGGGAGACGACGAGCUAACCCUUUUUCUGAUGAGAUUAUGAGUUUUAAGAUGCCUCAAAAUUUUACACUACCUAUGACUCUGGCACCAUACAAGGGGAUCGGAGAUCCUAAAAUUCAUGUCACAAAGUUUGAAUCAAUGAUGUUCCUGAACAGUGACUCCGAUCCCAUUUUGUGCCGAUCCUUUCCCACAUUUUUAGACGGGGCUGCGUUAUUAUGGUUUUCAAAUUUACCUGCAUGUUCAAUAUCCAGCUUCGACGACUUCUCCAAGCUAUUCAUCAAUCAAUUUGCAGCCUCAAAGAUCUAUGUGAGGGACUCCGACUACCUUAGCACAAUCAGACAGGGACAGCACGAAAGUCUGAAGGACUACAUGACGCGCUUCACAACGGCUGCCAUGGAAAUCCCAGACCUCAAUUCUGAAGUACAACUCCAUGCUCUGAAGAGUGGCCUCCGACCUGGUAAGUUCCAAGAGGCCAUAGCUGUUGCAAAGCCAAAGACGUUGGAAGAGUUUCGAGACAAGGCGACAGGGCAGAUCGAAAUAGAAGAACUUCGAGAAACCAGGCGAUACGAAAGACAACCGCACCGGAAAGAGGAGGAUAAAACCCCAACAAAAGACCCUAAGAGACCUUUCAGGUUAACACCGAAGUAUGAUUCAUAUACGAGGUUCAACACGCAGAGAGAAGACAUCCUAAAAGAAAUACUACAUAACAAGCUCAUCAAACCUCCAAACAAAGCCGGAUCAUAUCAAGACCAGCGGUUCGUUGACAAGACAAAGCACUGUGCCUUUCACCAAAAGUUCGGACAUACAACCGACGAAUGCGUCAUAGCAAAGGAUCUCCUGGAAAGACUGGCAAGGCAAAGACACCUAGAUAAGUACAUAAGCAAAGCCCGACCAAGUUCAGAAGGUUCCCUCGACCGACGUCAAGAACGGAGACAAAACACACCAGAAAAUCCAAAAAUACAACCUCCUCCACCAAGAGGGGUUAUAAAUUGCAUCUCAGGAGGAUUUGCAAGUGGUGGUCAAACCAGCUCGGCACGCAAGCGCCAUUUCCGAGAAAUGUUAACACUACAACAAACAAAUAAAACGCCAACCAACAAACCUCGAACACCGGAAAUCUCCUUCAGGCAUUCUGAUUACCAAGCAAGGUCGGAUAACCUAGACGACCCGGUGGUCAUAUCCAUCCAAGCAGGAGAUCUAUUAGUUAAAAAAGCUCUACUUGACCCUGGCAGUAGUGUCGAUGUCCUUUUCUACUCCACCUUCAAGAAAAUGAAACUUAGUGAGCAAACUCUGCUGCCAUCCUCAGGCGAACUAAUAGGAUUCUCGGGAGAAAGGGUAUCAAUCCUCGACAGUGUGUGGCUGAAGACAACCCUGGGAGAACAUCCAAUGAGUAAAACAAAGGAUUUACAAUUCCUAGUAGUCGAUUGCAUAAGCCCUUAUAACAUCAUUCUGGGUAGACCUUUUCUAAAUACUUUUUGUGCCAUUGUUUCCACAAUCCAUUUGUGCAUGAAAUUUCAGGUACGGGAGAACCUGAUAGCAACAAUACAUUCAGAUCACAUUGAGGCUCGCAGAUGUUACAAUGAGAGUUUAAGAAUCAAAGCAGAAGCCCAACAACGAGCCGAGCUUACACAAGAAACAUACAACAUCGCCAGCAUUUCAGAUACGGCCGACCUUGACCCGAGAGGAGAUCUCCAGGACAAACCAACACCAAUAGACGAGCUUGAAAAGGUACAGCUAGAUGACAAUAUUAACCAUUAUACUCACAUCAGCUCCUCACUUCUUCCAGGUAUAAAACAGAAAAUAACAAAAUUACUCCAGGAGAAUGCAGACCUAUUUUCCUGGACUCCAGCAGACAUGCCCGGCAUCAACCCGAGCCUUAUAUGCCACAAAUUGCAAAUCGAUCCAAGAGUUCGGCCAGUAUCACAAAAGAAGUGCAACACGGGAGACGAAAAGCGCGAAGCAUGCCUUGCAGAAACUAAAAAACUCCUCCAAGCAGGAUUCAUCGAAGAGCUACGCUUCACAACAUGGCUAUCAAAUGUUGUUAUGGUAAGAAAAACCUCAGGUAAGUGGCGAAUGUGUGUUGAUUUCACCAAUUUGAAUAAAGCGUGCCCUAAAGACGCUUACCCACUACCUUGCAUAGAUAAACUUGUAGAUAAUGCAUCAGGAUAUAACACUUUAAGCUUUCUAGACGCAUACUCUGGAUAUAACCAGAUAUUAAUGCAUCCAAAAGAUAAGGACAAAAUAGCUUUUAUAACAGAAUUAGGAAACUACUGUUACACUGUUAUGCCUUUCGGACUUAAGAAUGCAGGGGCUACCUAUCAACGACUCAUGGACAAGGUUUUUAAUCAGCAAAUAGAAAGGAAUCUGGAAGUAUAUGUCGACGACAUGGUCGUCAAAACCAAACAAGAACACACCCAUGAACUCGACCUGCAAGAGGUAUUCGGCCAAUUAAGAAGGAGCAACAUGCGACUUAAUCCAGAAAAAUGUGCCUUUGGAGUGAAAGGGGGCAAAUUCCUCGGAUUCAUGCUAACAUCACGAGGAAUCGAAGCCAAUCCCGAAAAAUGUGAAGCAAUCAUAAACAUGCGAAGUCCCCGAACAAUUAAAGAAGUUCAGCAAUUAAAUGGGAGACUAGCCGCCCUCUCUCGAUUCCUGCCCGCGGUAUCCUCACACUCACAACAUUUCUUCAACAUACUCAAGGGGCAAACAAAAUUCAACUGGAGCUCAGAAUGUGAAACAGCCUUCCAAAAACUGAAAUCAAUGAUAUUAUCCCCACCGAUCUUGCAGAAGCCGAACUCAGAAAAACCACUAUCCUUAUACUUAUCAAUAUCUCAAAAUGCAAUCAGCUCAGUACUCGUCACCGAGAUAAGAGGCAAAUACGAGCCAGUGUACUUCGUCAGUAAAACAUUGCAACAUGCCGAGCUAAGAUACCCACCUAUGGAAAAAUUGGCGUAUGCACUAGUACUCACAGCAAGGAGGCUAAGGCACUAUUUCCAAAGCAACAAAAUCAUCGUCAAAACAAACCAACCUCUACGGCAGAUCCUCACUAGACCGGAAGUCUCAGGACGACUUACCAAAUGGUCGAUAGAGUUAUCCGAGUUUGAUGUAGCAUACGAGCUGAGAACAACAAUUAAGGCACAAUUCCUGGCAGAUUUUCUAGCCGAAUUAACAGGACAACCAAAUGAGGAAUAUAGCUGGGAAUUGUAUGUAGAUGGAGCCUCAAAUGCAGAAGGAUCUGGAGCGGGCGUAUACUUAACAAACAAACACGACUUACAAGCCGAACAAUCAAUCAGGUUCUCUUUUCAAACAAGUAAUAACCAAGCCGAAUAUGAAGCUUUACUUGCCGGCCUCCGAUUGGCACAAUCACUAAACAUCACGCAUCUACAAGUAUACUGCGACUCGCAGCUGAUCGUACAACAGGUAAACGGAAAUUUCCAGGUAAAGGACCAACUGCUAGAAAAAUAUCACACACUAGUAAGAGAACUCAUCUCUCAAUUUAACUCAUUACAAAUCACACACAUAGCUCGGGAACAAAACACUCGAGCAGAUGCAUUAUCUAAACUAGCAACAACUAGGAAAAAUAUGCAUGAAUCUGUAAUAUCUCAACUAACACUUGCUGAACCAAGCUUCAGCAACAAGAGAAUUUAUUCUAUAUCACAGGAAGAAGAUUGGAGGAUAGCUUACGAACAUUACCUCCAAACGGGGCACAUUCCAUCAACAAUCAAAGACAACAAAGCAUUCAAAAGGAGAGCAUCAUCUUUCACACUCAUCGGGACAACACUAUACAAACGAGGUUUCUCUCAGCCACUGCUCCGAUGCCUAACUACGGAGGAAGCCAAAAUCGCCAUGGACGAGGCCCAUGAGGGAGUGUGCGGGAACCACAUCGGAGGAAUAAGCCUGGCCUCAAAAGUAGCCCGAGCAGGUUACUAUUGGCCGACAAUGAAAAGCGAUUGUAUUCAGAAAGUAAGAAAAUGUGAAAGCUGCCAAAAACACGCACCACUUAUCCACAACCCGGCCGAGAACCUGCACAGUUCGGAGGUAAGCUGGCCAUUCCACAAAUGGGGGCUUGAUAUUCUCGGCCCAUUCCCAAAGGUCCCGGGACAGUUCACCGAUCAAAGCUUGGCAGAAUUUUUACAGGGUUUCAAAAUUAAGCAUCACUUUUCAUCAGUAGAACACCCGCAAUCGAACGGACUUGCGGAGGCAGCUAACAAAGUAAUUCUCAUUGCACUCAAGAAAAAGCUCGGAGAUGCUAAAGGAGAAUGGGCAGAACUAAUACCAGAAGUACUAUGGAGUUACAAUACCACGAAGCAAACAACUACCAAUGAAACCCCCUACCGACUUGUCUACGGUGCAAACGCGAUGAUUCCAAUAGAGAUCGCCCUCACAACAACAAGAUCCGAAAUCAUACCAGCAACACAUAACGACAACAUCAGGCAAAUCGAGCUGGACACAAUAGAGGAGGAGAGAUACAAAGCCGAGUUAAAGCACAAGGCAAUGCAAAGCAUAAUAAAGCGAAAGUACAACAAAACGGUCAAACCCAGAUCAUUCGGCGAACAAGACCUCGUCCUAAGACGUACAGAGGAAGCACGGAAACCACCAACCCACGGAAAGCUCGCCGCAACAUGGGAAGGCCCUUACCGAGUUACUAAAGUACUCGGCAAAGGAGCGUACAAACUCCAAACAAUUCAGGGAACUGAUAUCCCUGGAAUAUGGAAUGUAUCAUCACUAAAAGCUUACAUAUCAUGA
This is a messenger RNA of Arachis stenosperma, 4959 nucleotides long. RefSeq lists its product as uncharacterized. Lineage: Eukaryota; Viridiplantae; Streptophyta; Magnoliopsida; Fabales; Fabaceae. The transcript has 2 exons. Gene Ontology annotation, biological process: DNA integration. Bases 1 to 4959 code for a protein of 1652 amino acids. The record is from RefSeq and is a predicted model, not a curated record. Gene Ontology annotation, molecular function: RNA-DNA hybrid ribonuclease activity; nucleic acid binding.